AUGGAUAUUACUGUCCUUUUCCUCGAGUUUCUUGGCCUCUAUGGUGUCUGGGGUAGCUUUAAAGGGAUGGCCUAUAGUAUUAAACUCAAGGUUGAAUUCGAUAUGCUUAACCAGCUCAGAGAUGUUCUGAAACCCCCACAAAGCGGUACGGCUUACAAUAUUAGCCAUGGUGGUGGGCAGGAUGUAGAGCUUAAUAUUGUUGGAGAUAAACGACAGGGUACUGGAAUCUUCUCCGCUUUCUCCGCAAACGAUAAUCGCGCUGCUGAUAUUCCGGCUUCGAAUAAUGGUAUCCUUAAGACUACGGAGAUCGUCAUGCAAACCGACCAGGGAGAUUCAAAGCUCGAAGGACCGACCGUUUCGUCCAAUAAAACGAAAGCCUACGGCAAUUCCUAUUCGCCAACAUCGUCAAAGGUGGAGUUCGCUGUUGAAGGGGUAUAG
This is a messenger RNA of Venustampulla echinocandica, 438 nucleotides long. RefSeq lists its product as uncharacterized. The transcript has a single exon. The record is from RefSeq and is a predicted model, not a curated record. NCBI's taxonomy places the organism in Eukaryota, Fungi, Ascomycota, Leotiomycetes, Helotiales, Pleuroascaceae. The coding region runs from base 1 to 438 and encodes 145 amino acids.